AUGUCCGGAUUUUUGGUGGCACGGUUCCAUCGUAAGGUCGCUCACACUGACAGCUUUGUUUGGUUGCCUGUGCUAAGCCGCCUCGAUAUGUUCUUCCCGGGGGAAGGAGAGCCGUGGAUCACCGGGUCGAGCAGGUUCCCCUUUGGGCUCCUGUUCUUCUGGACCAUGCAGAGCCUCUGGGCCUGGACUGUGACGCUUCCGGUCAUUGUGUCCCAGGCACUGCCGCCGCCCAAAGGCCCCAUGAGCGCUUUUAGCGGCUUGUGUGCGGUGGCGUUUCUUCUUGGGUGGGGUUGGGAAACGGUGGCGGACUACCAGAAAUUCGUUUUCAAGAGCGAUCCGGCGAACAAAGGCAAAUGGAUUGACACAGGUCUCUUCAAGUACAGCCGCCACCCAAACUACUUUGGAGAGAUCCUGGUGUGGUCGUCCUUGUGCGGCCUGGCGUGCACACCCAACGUCUGGAGGAAGGCCCCUUGGGUUGUUGUUAGCCCGUUGUUCACAGCCUUCCUGCUGCUGUGCGUUUCAGGCGUCCCCAUUCUGGAGCGGUCCCAUCAGGAAAGGUACGGCCUGGACCCGGCGUACAUUCGCUACAAGGAAUCCACAAAUCUCAUAAUACCAGGGUGGAAGUGA
Ostreobium quekettii is the source of this 627-nucleotide messenger RNA. The record is from the annotation of a GenBank genome assembly. NCBI's taxonomy places the organism in Eukaryota, Viridiplantae, Chlorophyta, Ulvophyceae, Bryopsidales, Ostreobiaceae.